AUGAGCACGGCCAAAUAUAUAAUCUUGAUAUUACUUAUAACGCACUCCUCAUGUAUAGAAGUGACUUUGCCAAUUACAUUGUGUGAUCCCUCGCAACUGUCAAUAACGACCACGGCGAUAACACUACACAAACAAGGAGGAUACUACCACUUCUGCAGACUGUAUAAAUAUGAGUCAAACAGUGGGCUGAUAACGAAGGUUAGAUACAAAAACGUGAUCCUAUUCACAAACUUGAUGCCGCCAAUGUCGCACUCCAACAGAGUAGUAUACGAAAUGGUAGGAGAAAACUUCGAGGUAGUGGUAAUCACACUCGGAUCAGGAUCAGGUCUGAUAGAAGGAGGAUAUUACAUAAUAGACAACAAGGUAUACGACAUAUGGUCGCUAGAUGCAGUAGUAAACGAUGAACUUAAGACCUUCAAUGAGCCGUUUAAAAACAUAGUGGAGGAUGUGAUAUACUCGAGGAUCCCUGACAUGAGAUAUAUGCACUCAUUCACAAUCGAAUCGGUCACCAGCGGAGACCUAAUCAUAGCACAAAAAGCGCCCCUUAACAUGCUGCCAAACAUAACAAUUGAUACAAUAGUGUGUAUCGUAAUGAACAGAAUCCUAGUGGGUCAAGUAAUUGAGUCAGAAAGUGAAGAAACAUUGGAAGUCGCAGAGGAUGAGGAGCUACGACCACUGGACUACUCUCUACGAAAAAGGAAUUAG
Molecule: messenger RNA, 705 nt
Organism: Theileria orientalis strain Shintoku
Lineage: Eukaryota; Apicomplexa; Aconoidasida; Piroplasmida; Theileriidae
Exons: 1
Coding region: 1-705 (234 amino acids)
Source: RefSeq, a predicted model, not a curated record